AUGUUUUGUGGUAAAAUUUCUUCAUCUGGGUAUGAUGAUUUGGAGUUGUUGAAUCAGUGUUUGCAUGAGUUUGGAGGUUCUGAUGGGUCGUUGUUGUUGUCGUCGUCGUCGAAGAGUGAAAGGGUUGGUGGUAAGAAUGAGAGUUGUAAGGCAAAAGCUUUGGCUGCUUUGAAGAAUCAUAGUGAAGCGGAGAGGAGAAGGAGAGAGAGAAUAAAUGGUCAUCUUGCUACAUUACGUACUCUUGUGCCUUCUACUCAUCAAAAGAUAGAGAAAGCCACAUUACUUGCUAAAGUGAUUAGCCAAGUGAAGGAAUUAAAGAAUCAUGCAAUGGAAGCAAGCAAAGGUUUUCUAAUUCCAAUGGAAACCGAUGAAGUGAAAGUUGAACCAUAUGAUACUAAACUAGGAUAUGGAUGCAUGUCUUACAUGGCAACUAUAUGCUGUGAUUACCAACCUGAGAUCCUGUGUGACCUCAAAAAAACACUUGAUGCACUUCAACUUCAACUAGUGAAAUCAGAGAUGUCAACAUUGGAAAGAAGAAUGAAGAAUGUGUUUGUAUUCACAUGUUGCAAAGGGGAUAAUAAUAAAAGUGUUAAUGUUGAAGCAUGUCAAAGUAUUGCAAAUGUUGUUCAUAAGGCACUUGGUUCUGUGUUGGAAAAGGCUUCUAUGUCAAUGGAAUUUGCUCUUAGAACUUCGUAUCAAAACAAGAGGAGAAGAAUGUGUUGA
Molecule: messenger RNA, 723 nt
Organism: Lathyrus sativus (Indian pea)
Lineage: Eukaryota; Viridiplantae; Streptophyta; Magnoliopsida; Fabales; Fabaceae
Source: the annotation of a GenBank genome assembly